AAUUGUCUACUAGGGGCAUGUCUUUAUCUAUUUGGCCCGCAUCUCUUGAACUUCCUUUCAUACUUUUUGACAGAUAGAAAGAUAAGCUUUCAACUCAAUUCAAGAAAAAUGUUUGCUUUUCAAUCGUAACAACAUAUUUGUUGAAAUUUUGGAAUUCUAUUUCUACACAUAAGCAAUGGAAUUUCCUUUUGGGAAUGCCUAUUCUAUGAACAAAGGGACUUUCUCUUUUUCCCUUCAUGGGUGUAUGCUCUUCCUGCAUGGAUCUUAAAAAUCCCCAUGACUUUUGCGCAAGUGGGAAUCUGGGUAUUCCUCACCUACUAUGUUAUUGGCUUUGAUCCAUAUGUUGGAAGAUUCUUCAGGCAAUUUCUCCUCCUGUUAUUUGUUAACCAGAUGGCUUCUGCCUUAUUCCGGUUUAUUGGAGCACUUGGUAGGGAACUGACGGUUGCUUUCACAAUUGGGUCGUUUGUAUUGGCCAUCCUUAUUGCUAUGAGUGGUUUCAUCCUGUCAAAAGACAAUAUGAAAAAAUGGUGGUUAUGGGGCUUUUGGUCAUCACCUAUGAUGUAUGGACAGAAUGCCAUAAUAAAUAAUGAGUUUCUGGGGAAGAGAUGGAGACAUGUUCUACCCAACUCAACUACACCGCUAGGAGUUGCAGUUCUUAAAUCUCGCGGAUUCUUUACUCAGUCAAAGUGGUAUUGGAUUGGUGUUGGGGCACUGAUUGGAUAUACGAUAGUGUUCAAUAUUGCUUUCAUCCUUGCUCUCACUUACUUGAACCCAAUUGUGCAGCAUCAAGCUGUUAAAUCAGAGCAAUCUCAAACCAAUGAGCAGGAUGGUGGAAGCACUUCUGCAAGGUCUUCAUCUAGAAGGAAAGAAUCCGACAGAAGAAGAGGAAUGGUUCUUCCCUUUGAACCACAUUCCGUCACCUUUGAUGAUGUAACAUAUUCUGUUGACAUGCCACAGGAAAUGAAGAAUCAGGGAGUUGUUGAGGAUAGGUUGGUCCUUUUGAAGGGUGUCAGUGGCUCUUUCAGGCCAGGCGUUCUCACAGCACUAAUGGGUUCCACUGGUGCUGGCAAAACAACUCUGAUGGAUGUACUAGCUGGAAGAAAGACUGGGGGAUAUACUGGUGGGAACAUCACAAUUUCUGGCUAUCCCAAGAAUCAAGAAACCUUUGCAAGAAUUUCUGGAUACUGUGAACAAAAUGAUAUCCAUUCUCCUCAUGUUACUGUAUAUGAAUCCUUGCUCUAUUCAGCAUGGCUUCGAUUAUCAGCAGAAAUCAAUUCUGAAACCAGGAAGAUGUUCAUUGAGGACGUUAUUGAACUUGUGGAGCUGAAUCCUAUAAGGAAUGCAAUUGUUGGAUUGCCAGGUGUUGAUGGUCUUUCGACAGAGCAGCGCAAAAGGUUGACUAUUGCUGUUGAGCUAGUGGCUAAUCCUUCUAUCAUAUUCAUGGAUGAGCCAACUUCUGGGCUAGAUGCAAGAGCUGCUGCUAUUGUUAUGAGAGCUGUUAGGAACAUAGUGGACACUGGAAGAACAAUUGUCUGUACCAUUCAUCAGCCCAGCAUUGAUAUAUUUGAAUCUUUUGAUGAGCUCUUUCUAAUGAAGCGAGGAGGGCAAGAGAUAUAUGUGGGGCCACUUGGUAAUCAUUCUUCUCAUUUAAUCAGUUACUUUGAGGAAAUUAAGGGUGUCCAUACCAUUGAGGAUGGCUACAACCCAGCAACAUGGAUGUUGGAAGUCACAAAUUCAGCAAAAGAAAUGGAAAUGGGGAUUGAUUUUGCCGAGGUGUACAAAAAUUCAGAGUUAUACAGGAGAAACAAGGAACUUAUUAAAGAAUUGAGUACUUCAGCCCCUGGUUCUAAGGACCUUUAUUUUCCUUCAAAGUAUUCUAGGUCCUUUAUUACACAAUGCAUGGCUUGCUUAUGGAAACAACAUUGGUCUUACUGGCGCAAUAAUCAAUACACCGCCCUAAGAUUUCUCUACACAAUCGCUGUGGCCUUGUUGUUUGGGAGCAUAUACUGGGACCUGGGCUCCAAAAUCAAAAAGCAACAAGAUCUUUUCAAUUCCAUGGGCUCCAUGUAUGCUGCUGUUCUCCUUCUUGGUAUCAAGAAUGCUAAUUCAGCACAACCGUUGGUGGCUGUUGAAAGAACAGUGUUUUAUAGGGAAAAAGCUGCUGGAAUGUAUUCAGCUUUGGCGUAUGCUUUUGCUCAGGUUGUAGUUGAACUACCACAUGUUCUCUUACAAACUGUGGUAUAUAGCAUUAUAGUGUACGCAAUGAUUGGUUUUGAGUGGACUGUCACUAAAUUUUUCUGGUACCUUUUCUUUAUGUACUUAACAUUCCUCUACUUUACAUAUUAUGGCAUGAUGUCAGCUGCCAUCACCCCAAACCCAUCCAUGGCGGUUAUACUUUCUGCUGGAUUUUAUGAAGUAUGGAAUCUCUUCUCAGGAUUCAUAAUCCCACGACCAAAGAUACCUGUCUGGUGGAGAUGGUACUAUUGGGCAAAUCCAGUAGCUUGGACUUUGUAUGGGUUGGUGACAUCUCAAUUUGGAGAUAUACAAGGCCAUAUUGAGUUUAAUGGUAAAAGAACAACAGUGGAAGACUUUUUAAGAAAUUACUUUGGUUUUAAGCAUGAUUUUUUGGGAGUGGUUGCAGCUGUUCUUAUAGGAAUUGCAGUUACUUUUGCAUUUAUCUUUGCCAUUGCCAUAAAGAUGCUUAAUUUCCAAAGACGUUGAGAAUGACAUUCAACUUUUGAUUAGGAUGUUCUUCGUUGGUAAUAAUUUGUACAGGAAAAAAGACAACAUUUCUAUCUGUAUUAUCUUAUUUUCGAAUUAAAAGUGUGUUUGAGUUCAGUUACAAUAUAUUUUUUUUUUUAUUUUAUCUUUAUUAUUUUCCUAAAUAAUUUAUUCAAAACAACUUUUUUCAAGAAAAUAGAUGCUAUUAGAAAAGAAUUGUUAAGUAAUUUCGUCAAAACUACUUAAUUUUGCAUA
Molecule: messenger RNA, 2976 nt
Organism: Cajanus cajan (pigeon pea)
Lineage: Eukaryota; Viridiplantae; Streptophyta; Magnoliopsida; Fabales; Fabaceae
Source: RefSeq, a predicted model, not a curated record